AUGAAGGCUUUCCUAAACAAUCUUAUCCUCAAGAUCCUCACGCUAGCGAUAGGCAGAGACAUAUCAGUCGUCGCCACGCUGACUACUUCGAUCUUCCCAAAGACAAGCGUCGAAAUCAUCCGAGAUAUUCAAGUCACCGUUCCGCGGGCAAUUGAAGAGCCAAUUGUACCAGGGGCGGGGUUCAGUCGUAUACAGGCGCUUACAUCAAUGCAGACAGCAGCUGGCAAUAAGGACAUGCGCUGGCUCGCUGGACAGGGAGUCCUCCUCGAGAAUUACUAUGCAGUCACUCAUCCAUCGGAACCCAACUAUAUCGCCGCCGUGGGAGGCGACACAUUCGGCUUGCAGAACGAUCGCUACCAUCGUAUCCCGGCUAACAUCUCUACCGUCAUUGAACUUCUCGACACUAAGCAGAUUCCCUGGGCUGAGUAUCAGGAAGACUUUUCGUACAGCGACGUCCAGGGAACUAAUGGAGAGGGCUAUGUGCGCAAGCACGAUCCACUAUCCUCUUACGAUAUUAUUUCAAAUAAUGCGACCCGUAUGGCUCGGAUCAAGAAUUUUACCAACUUUGAACAAGAUUUGACAAGUAAGAACCUCCCUCAGUGGGCAUUCUUCACGCCAAAUAUUCGCAAUGAUGGACACGACACUGGGCUUGCAUUUGCAGGCAGAUGGCUCCAUAAGUGGCUUGGCCCCCUUCUGAAGAAUGAUUACUUCAUGAAUGGGACUCUCAUAGUGGUCACCUUCGAUGAGGCUAAACAGGGUGACAUUCCUAAUAAGGUGUUCACCGUUCUCCUGGGAGGCGCGGUUGACCCGUCCCUACGCGGCACCACAGACAAGAUGUACUACAACCACUAUUCCAUGCUGUCUACUGUGUCGGUGAAUUGGGAUCUCCCCUCUCUCGGCCGCUGGGACUGCGAUGCCAAUGUGUUCUCUGUCCUGGCUAACAAAGUGGGCUACAAUAACACCGACAUUGCGUACCAGGGCUUGUCGUGGAAUGUGUCCUACCCUGGGCCUCUCAACGAUGUACAAGAUCUGCCCGGGUGGUGGCCGAGACCUGACACGGAAGCCAAGUGUGCCACCGGCAGAGGCGUCUUGGAAUCAGUCAAGUCAGUGUGGGGCACGUCCAGGGGGUCUUACAACUACACUAAUGUUUAUCCCUAUAACAACAAAUACCAUGCCACCAAGGGGGGCAUUCCGGCUAUUGGGGUUAAUGACGCUUCUUCAUCGAUCAAUCCACCCAAUGCUACGCAGAGUCAAACUGGUUCCACUGGCGGAAGCAAAAACGGCGGCUCUCUAACGAAGACUGCCCCUGUUUCCUUAGCACUGCUGUUGUUCGUUAUAACGGCGAUUCCGUGA
This is a messenger RNA of Ilyonectria robusta, 1353 nucleotides long. RefSeq names its product phosphoesterase family-domain-containing protein. The record is from RefSeq and is a predicted model, not a curated record. Gene Ontology annotation, biological process: phospholipid catabolic process. Gene Ontology annotation, molecular function: hydrolase activity, acting on ester bonds. NCBI's taxonomy places the organism in Eukaryota, Fungi, Ascomycota, Sordariomycetes, Hypocreales, Nectriaceae. Bases 1 to 1353 code for a protein of 450 amino acids. The transcript has 3 exons.